Messenger RNA from Caenorhabditis auriculariae, 1108 nucleotides. The record is from the annotation of a GenBank genome assembly. Lineage: Eukaryota; Metazoa; Nematoda; Chromadorea; Rhabditida; Rhabditidae.
AUGCAAACUUUUCCUCUUCUUAUUUUUCUAUUCUUGGGCUUUUCGACUUUUCGCGUCUCCUCGGUCGCUCUGGACGAAGCAGAUCUCGAAGACUACGAAGAACGCCGAAACUUCCACGGUUUGUUUUUUUUUUUAUAUAAGCGACCUUGAAAAAUACUCUCGAAAAAGUUGCAGACACGCUCUGCUCGAAAAGGCCUAAUCUGUCGUCAUGUCAAUCGCCUUUCACGCCUAGAAAGUUCCUCGAUGAAAGAGAAAGGCUAAAAAAUGAGAAAUAUUUGCGACGGCCACAGUAUCCUGGCGAUCUUCGGGUUUGUUCGGUUCAAAAGUUCUAUUGAACUCUAAAAAUAACUUCGGGGAUACAGAAAUCAAAAACUGUUAAGAAAUCAUUGAUUAAAAAAUUGAGUGAAAUAUUUGUUCCAUGAACAGAGUGCCCAAAAAGAUUUUGAAGAAAACAUCAGUUUCAACAUAUAUUUCGGUGCCUGCAGAAUCGCCGUCGGGACUCGCCUUGGUGGGACGAUUCCGACGACGAGGACUACGAGUACUACCUCUGGAAGAAAAGAAGACGUCAGCUUCUACGUCGUAAACAUCUCCAAGUGUAAGCCGUGACUUAUAAUAUUUGAAAGAUAUCUGAAAAAGUUUUCGAAAGUAAAGAAUGACCCUGAAUGCAAGUGGAAAACCGAAUGAAUAUAAUAAAAGAGUCCAAGCUUUGAUAAAAGAGUUUCAGGGGCGGUCCCGAGUAUCACUAUCACUACCAGCCUAGCAGCAAUUACUACAACCAGCAGCCAACCUACAGGUUCACAUAAAGUUCAAACUUUUAUGAUAGGCUAUCUAUUUGUUUUUUUGUUAUUUUGUUAACGAAUUGAGCCCCAAGAAACGGUUCUCAACCAAAGUUUUGAUCCACGGUCCCAUGAUUCGAUUGUUUUCUGCUCUUUAUAGCUCAUACCCCUCCUACGGUGGUUACGGCUAUGGUUAUCCUUCUUAUGGAGGUUAUGGUGGAUACGGUGGAGGCGGCGGCUUGUUCAACAUCGGCUUCGGUCGCCAACUCGGAAUCAUGACUCCUAUCGGCGGAUUCGGCUACAGCAGUGGAUUUGGCAUCGGCAUAGGCUGA